AAAACCCUAGAAAGAGAGAGAGAGAGAGAGCUGUAGAAAAUAAAAGCUAUUACCGGAAGCCCUCUUCCGUUUCUACACAGUGUGACACUCUUGAAAUAUACCUUCUUUGCUGUUGCUGAUCAGAGGGGAAGGCAAAACCUCCACUGAGGAAACCACAUCCAGGGAAUACUGGUAGCUAUAUGAUUUCGCUAAGACCUAGGAUCUCAGGAGAUAAUAGUGUGAUUUGCAUUUUACUAUUUUUAAGUUGUUGGAAACUAGCAAUUUAAAUACCGGUUCAUUGUUUGGUCCAAUUCUCUUGCUAACAGUUCAACUUACUAAACUUGGAGAGCCAGUUUGGUGCAGAGAUUAAAGACACAGGAAUAUAAUCAAACUGCCUCGGAGAAAAAUGUAUGCAAGUCGUUGUUGAUGUUGAUUCUUCUCUUGUUUGCUAAAUGAGAAGAUACCAAGGUAACUAUUUACUAAUUGUGGAAGCCAUAAUCUUCAGCUUUCAGUAGCUUUCCAGAUAUUGCCUAGGCAUUUAAACAUUUUUGGUACCUUUAUGAUACAGAUCUUUAAAGAACAAAGUUCAAGUUUUCCUCUGAGUUCUUUACCUAAUGAUUAAGUGUGCUUCAGCAAAAAUUUGGAUUAGAUACAACUUGAUUAUAGCCAAACCUGGAAGCAAGCUUAAUGGAAUGAAAAAAAAAAACAGCUAAUUUCAGCUUACAAUGUAGGCAGUAUGGAAGAAGACAGCACUUAACUCACAAAAACUUUAUAAAACAGUUAUGUAGGAAGUCCUCUAGCUUCAUUACCUUAAACCUCUAAAUGGAGAUUAGUAAAGCAUAAAAUUUCAGUGUUAUGGGAUUGUUGGUUUUCCUAGUAGGCAUGUGGAUUUAAGAAUGCUUUCCUGUAGAUUUCUCCAUUCUAAACUGAUAAUUAAUUUUUCAUCUUACCUUUCUCUGGAAUCUCUUGAAGUUGGGCUAAGGAGGAGGCAUUCCCAUUCCGUGAUAAACAACUCAGUAGUUGCCCUGAGGAUCCCGGCCUAUGCACAUACAACAUAACCAGUUAAGGACAUUCCUGAUGUCUGUACUUUGGACUUUCAAUUAGAGUUUCAACGUUUUCACUAGAGCCUACAGAAGUGUGUUGCUUGAAUCUCAGCUGUGGACCAGAGUCUGAAACCCCAUCAUGUCACAUCCAGAAUACCUUCCUCCCUUGGGACGCGUAGCAAUAUGUGGGGGAACUCAUGGGAAUGAAAUGUCAGGUGUUUACCUAGUCAAGCACUGGCUACAGGAUCCAUCUGAGUUGCAGCGCAGCACCUUUCAGGUCACACCUCUUGUGGGCAACCCACGUGCAGUCGAGCGGUGCGUGCGCUACGUUGGGAGGGAUCUCAAUCGUACGUUCGCUGCAGCUUUUCUAAAUACCAAGGCUUCAGAUUCAGACCUUUAUGAGAUUCAACGUGCUCAGGAAAUCAACCAGAUCUUCGGACCCAAAGGCUCAUCUCAAGCCUAUGACUUUAUGUUAGAUCUACACAACACUACAGCCAACAUGGGUUCCUGCCUCUUACUGAAGUCUGAAUUUAGCCUGUUAUCCAUACACAUGUGUAACUAUAUCCAGAAACACUGCAGAGUGAGACACUGUCCCAUAUUACUCUGUCAACUAUCUGGAGAGGAGACUACUUUCAUGAUGUCAGUGGCUAAACAUGGACUAGCAUUAGAGUUGGGCCCACAACCCCAGGGAGUGGCACGAGCUGACCAACUUGCUAAGAUGAGAUCAAUUGUGGUCUGUGCUUUGGACUUCAUUGAGCUUUUUAACAAAGGCACCUUGUUCCCAGCUUUUGAAAUAGAGGCAUACAGACCGGUUGAACAGAAGGACUUCCCCCGUUAUCCCAACGGGGAGAUUUCUGCUGUAAUACAUCCAAAUCUACAGGAUAAAGAUUUCCAGCCCCUGAAGCCUGGGGACCCAGUUUUCCAGAAUUUUGUUGGGGAGGAUAUUCUGCAUGAUGGUGAUGACACCUUCUUCCCAGUCUUCAUCAACGAAGCAGCCUACUAUGAGAAGAAAAUAGCCUUUUGGAAGACAAAAAAGGAAACAUUUACACAACCGGCACUGCAGAAGACAUUUUAAAUACGAUGAGUUGGUUAAUAAUCAAAGGCAGUUGAAACCUCUGUGUUGUACACAUUCUAACAAUCAGUGAUGCUGGAGAAAAUUUACGUGGUCACUAAGAAUUGGCACCAAAUUGAUGAUACAUAAUGAAAGGAAUUAUGCAUGGCUUAGUCCAUGUAACAAACAAAUGAUGAUAAUCACUCCUUAGUUUAUUGCUUGAUGCAAUUAUCUCCCAAUGAUGUGCCCUUGUGAUGGAAUGUAGUGAGGAGUCCCAAGAGGGAGGGGUGCAUUUUGGAGGAAUAAGAGACAAUUCUGUCCAGAUAUUUUGUGUGAGACAAAGAGGGUGAAGACAGCUGCUCCCUAAUAGUUAUCUGAGUAUAUGGCAGAUGCAAAAAGUAGUGUGCUUAGUCUGGCAAUAUUCUGCGGAUAGAUGUGGAAACAAUAAAGAAUUCAGCUUGGAGGAAUCACUAUGUGUCAUUCUUGGUUUUGGGGCGGGCCUGACAAUCCUUGAGGUUUUAUUUUAUUUUUUUGUGCAAGAUCGGUCUUUACUCCACCUCAUUUCUAGGAUAAUCUUUUGAUGCACAUGCAGAAAACUUGAUAAAUUGGAUAAGCCAGUGUACUCUGGCAAAAAUAUUGUCUCUCAGAUCUACAGUAAAUCAUCAAGGCCAGGGAUCCCAAACUCUUCAGCUGCAUAACCUUUUCAUGCCAUUUCAGUUUGUUCAUUGGCCCCCAAAUAUUUAUUAUAUGAAACUAAUAAAUAUUAUUUUAGUAAUAGUACUAUGAAAAAUAACAAUGACAAUAAUAGAUAAAUGACACAAAUAACCACACACGUUCUUGUAGGUGGCUGGGUAACGCUGUCUUGCCAUUAGCCACCUCACCUUCAGGAUUAGGAUUAGUGUGGAGCUCUGUAAAGACCCCCAAAGGUUAAUCAACUGUCUAUCAUUCACUGACCAUAUUGGAAUGCAUUAGUGAUCUUGAGGAAAGAGAAGGAGAAAUGCUGCCUAGAAAAGAAACAGAUAAGAGGGGCAAGGAGCCAGCAAUCACUUAAUGGUCACAAAAUGAAACCGAGAAAAGAUCUGCCUUACUAUAUCAGGCAGUUAAAAGUGAUGGGUGGAAAUUUAUACUUUCAGACUUGCAAGAUUCUGUUAAUGCAGCCUUACAAUAAAGUACAAUUAAUCUA
This is a messenger RNA of Crotalus tigris (Tiger rattlesnake), 3256 nucleotides long. It is a transcript of the gene ACY3, whose product is annotated as aminoacylase 3. Lineage: Eukaryota; Metazoa; Chordata; Lepidosauria; Squamata; Viperidae. The transcript has 8 exons. The coding region runs from base 1162 to 2097 and encodes 311 amino acids. Gene Ontology annotation, molecular function: hydrolase activity, acting on ester bonds; aminoacylase activity. The record is from RefSeq and is a predicted model, not a curated record.